Messenger RNA from Phoenix dactylifera (date palm), 692 nucleotides. RefSeq lists its product as uncharacterized. The record is from RefSeq and is a predicted model, not a curated record. NCBI's taxonomy places the organism in Eukaryota, Viridiplantae, Streptophyta, Magnoliopsida, Arecales, Arecaceae.
AGGCGGCGCACGCCAAGCGACGGUCGAGCAGCUUCUUUUAAAGCGAGGCUGCGUCCAGAUGGCAGGGGGCGAGAGAAAGCGGUGCGCGGAGGAGGAUGGAGUGGUGGCACCGGGUGGUGGUGCCGGUGAAGCGAGCGCUCAUCGCACUCGCCGCCCGCAUCCGGCCCCGGAAAGACGGAGGUGGGAUUCUAAAGCUUCACAACGACGUCCAGAGUUGUGGGUAUCGAGACGUCGAGGUGAUGUGGGAGCUACUGCAAAGGUCGGAGGAGCCGGAGCCGGAGCUCUCUCAUUCUUCAAAAAAGAGGCGGCCGGUUGGAAGGGUGUCGGUGUGGUCGGGCCGGACCUAGCCCAAUUGAGCAACUCCGGCGUUGCAGCAUGCACCAAGGGCGCUUGAUCAAGCUGUAAUCACCCUGCAGCUUGGCCAUCUGCAAUAAUUAAGCUCGUAGGACACCCCAUUGUACAGGCCUCCUCAAUUUUGAUAUGUACAAAGUGUUAGCUACCUAGCGUAUAAUAAAUAAUAAUUAAGAUAAAGAGGAGAGGUGCAAGUCACAAGAGCUUCUUAUCAAGAAUACAUAAUUUUGCUUGUUGGACUCCAAAGAGACUUCGUGAUACUCAUUUGUGGCCUUGUAAUAAACUUUUACCUAUGAUCGGAGCCGUCUUCAUGGCUAAUCUAGGAUCUAUUGCUCGUUCUC